Messenger RNA from Aspergillus terreus NIH2624, 1233 nucleotides. RefSeq names its product ANP1/MMN9/VAN1 family protein. The coding region runs from base 1 to 1233 and encodes 410 amino acids. The transcript is spliced from 5 exons. Gene Ontology annotation, biological process: cell wall mannoprotein biosynthetic process; protein N-linked glycosylation. Gene Ontology annotation, cellular component: mannan polymerase complex. Lineage: Eukaryota; Fungi; Ascomycota; Eurotiomycetes; Eurotiales; Aspergillaceae. The record is from RefSeq and is a predicted model, not a curated record. Gene Ontology annotation, molecular function: alpha-1,6-mannosyltransferase activity.
AUGCUUCUUCCCAAGGGUGGUGUAACGUGGAAGUCGGCCAAGGCGAGACUGCCUCCAUGGAGGGCCGUGUUGGUGCUGGUGACGCGCACGCGAUUCCUCGUCUCGCUGGCGAUUACCGGUCUCUUAGUGCUGUUCUGGCGCGGCAUUAGCCGUUCGGCUUCGGAGAUGCAAAGCUUCUACUGCUAUGGCCCCUCCAAGUCGCCGAUGGAAAUGAGCAUGAACGAGAUGGUCGAGUGGAAUGCCCACCUCCAGACCCCCGUGAUCUUUAACCACCACCAACCCUACGAGGUGAACUCCAGCACGAUCGAGGAAGUCGACCUCAACCCCAUUGGUUCCACCGCCCAGGCCGUCUCCAACUCCGAACGCGUCCUCAUCCUGACCCCGCUGAGAGAUGCCUCCCCGUAUCUGUACAACUACUUCGACCUGCUCUACAAACUUACCUAUCCGCACCACCUGAUCGACCUGGCUUUCCUCGUCGGCGACAGCAGGGAUGAUACCCUGGCUGUUCUUACGUCUGAGCUGAACCGGAUCCAGGCGCAGGGCGGCAAGGUUGCUUUCCGCUCGGCCACCAUCGUGCGCAAGGACUUUGGCGCCGAGACGGAAAUGAACGUCGAAGACCGACACUCGUUUGCUGCCCAGGGGCCUCGUCGCAAGGCUAUCGGCCGUGCACGCAACUACCUCCUGUACUCGGCCCUGAAGCCUGACCACUCGUGGGUUUACUGGAGAGAUGUCGACAUCUCCGACAGCCCCGAGACGAUCCUCGAGGACUUUAUGGCCCACGAUCGGGACAUCCUCGUUCCCAACAUCUGGUUCCAUCGCUAUCGCGAUAAUGUUGAUAUCGAGGGUCGCUUUGACUACAACUCGUGGAUCGAGUCCGACAAGGGACGCCGUCUGCGCCAGACCCUGGAUCCUGACGUCGUCCUGGCCGAAGGAUACAAGGAGUACGACACUGGCCGCACUUAUCUCGUUGGCAUGGGUGACUGGAGAAAGAACAAGGACGAGGAAGUUGAGCUGGAUGGCAUUGGUGGUGUCAACAUUCUGGUCAAGGCCGAUGUCCACCGUACCGGAAUCAACUUCCCCGCCUACGCCUUUGAGAACCAAGCCGAGACGGAAGGAUUCGCCCGGAUGGCGAAGCGCGCAGGAUACGGAGUGUACGGUCUGCCCAACUACGUUGUCUGGCAUAUCGACACCGAAGAGAAGCCCGGUAACCUCGGAGAUCGUAAGGCGUACUAA